GCAUGCGUGUAUCAGAGGUGACUAAUGGAGGACAGAGCAGAGAUGUUGGAGUAGAGGAGAAAAACACACCGAGAUUAAACCUAAUUACCUGAUAAAGAUCACCUGAUCUUUAUGAUCUGAUCUUCACCUGAAGGAUUGUUGGCUCUCUUGAGACUCUCAUCAGGAUGAACUCUGUGUUGAGGAGCAGGGGGUGCCUGGUGUCCUACCUGUCAGGUGUCCAUGUGUUGGUAUCUCGGGUUUCUUCAGUCAGAACAUUUUCAGCUGUUAAGAGUCACAUCGCCAUGAAAACACAUCACACAGCUCUAGGCCAGAGGACAGCUGAUGAUGAAACCCUAGGGAGUACAUCUGGACCUCAGCAGCUCUCCCCGUUUCCUGUUUCCUCAGGGCUUCACACUCACCUCCAGGCUCUAUCCCCACCCUCCAUCCUGAGCCAGGUGACCUCUGAAGUCUCUCCUGUCAGUGAAGCUGAUUGGUUCUUUGAUCGGUCAGAUGUGGAAUGUGCCAUCCAGAUGUGUCCUGAGCUGCUGAAGAGAGACUGCCUGUCCAUGUUCCCUGAAGCUCCACCCACCGAUCUGGUGGCAGUGACGGUGACUCAGAGGACGAAGAACGACAUGAGCAGCUGGAGUUCAGAUGUGGAGGAGGAGAGAGAGAGGAGACUGACCACAUUUAUUGUUGGCGCUCAGUUGAUAUGUGCGGCAUUGAAGAGUGAAGGAUUCUGGGCUGACUUUAUCGACCCAUCAUCAGGACUGCCUUUCUUUGGCCCCUACACCAACCUCCCCCUCUUUGAGACAGACGAGCGUUACGUCCAGCUGGGUUUCUCCAUCGACGACCUUGGCUGCUGUAAGGUCAUCCGUCACUCUCUGUGGGGAACCAACGUCUUCGUGGGAACCAUAUUCACCGACGCACCGCCUAGCAGUGACAUCAUGAGGAAACUACGGGGCAGCUGAUGACAUGACACCUUCGUCUUUGAUCGUCUCUGGUUAUUGAUUAUUCUAGAUUAUUGAUCUCUGUUGGUUUGAAUAAAGGCUUUUAUUUUAUGGAA
This is a messenger RNA of Cheilinus undulatus (humphead wrasse), 1042 nucleotides long. Its product is annotated as methylmalonic aciduria and homocystinuria type D homolog, mitochondrial-like. Gene Ontology annotation, biological process: cobalamin metabolic process. Gene Ontology annotation, cellular component: mitochondrion. Bases 165 to 947 code for a protein of 260 amino acids. NCBI's taxonomy places the organism in Eukaryota, Metazoa, Chordata, Actinopteri, Labriformes, Labridae. The record is from RefSeq and is a predicted model, not a curated record. The transcript is spliced from 8 exons.